Pelobates fuscus (common spadefoot toad) is the source of this 2830-nucleotide messenger RNA. RefSeq names its product transmembrane 9 superfamily member 1 (gene TM9SF1). Gene Ontology annotation, cellular component: membrane. The coding region runs from base 272 to 2041 and encodes 589 amino acids. The record is from RefSeq and is a predicted model, not a curated record. The transcript is spliced from 6 exons. Gene Ontology annotation, biological process: protein localization to membrane. Lineage: Eukaryota; Metazoa; Chordata; Amphibia; Anura; Pelobatidae.
CUGACGUGUCUGUGCUGCCUAACAAUAUGCCUGCAGGCUGCGGUGCGGCGGGCUCUAGAGUGAGGUUGCCAAGACAAGGCUGAGGUUGCCAAGACAAGAGUAGUCACACAGACCAUGAACCAACACUAUAGUCACUGAGGGGCAUGGGAGCUCUCCUGCAGACCCUGGGCUUGAGGUUCAGAUUGGGCAAACGCAGGGCAGACCCGUGACGUCACGAAAGUCGGGCGGAUCUUAGUAACUGUCAGAAGAAACCUGGAGACCGCGAGCAGAAAUGUAUGUUCUGCUGCCACUCGGCCUCCUGUGCUUGUGGCUUGUGGCUCCAUAUGCAGCAGCAAAGGAGAAUCGGUAUAAAGCAGGGGAUCCAGUGAUUCUUUAUGUAAAUAAGGUGGGACCAUAUCACAACCCACAAGAGACCUAUCACUACUAUCAGUUGCCGGUGUGUGCCCCCCAAGAAAUUGUUCAUAAGAGUCUGUCGCUGGGAGAGGUUCUGGAUGGAGAUCGCAUGGCAGAGUCUAUGUAUAAAAUAGAGUUCCGACGCAAUGUGGAGAGAGAAACAUUGUGUGAGCUGAAGUUGUCCGUGAAUCAGGUGGAGGAGCUGCGCCAGGCAAUUGAAGAGCUUUACUAUUUUGAAUUUGUGCUUGAUGACAUCCCAAUUCGGGGUUUUGUGGGCUACAUGGAAGAAAGUGGCUUCCUGCCUCACACUCAUAAAAUUGGUCUGUGGUCUCACUUGGAUUUUAACAUUGAGUAUAAUGAAGAUAGAAUUAUUUUUGCAAAUGUAAGUGUCCGAGAUGUGAAGCCAUUCAGCUUGGAUGAUGUGAGAGAGCCCCUCAGUUUAACACACACCUACAGCGUGCGCUGGUUUCCAACCUCCAUCUCGUAUGAAAAACGUGGAGACAAAUUGCGGGACUCAAGUUUUUUUCCUAAAAGCCUUGAAAUUCACUGGCUCUCAAUAAUUAAUUCUAUGGUUCUGGUUUUCCUACUUCUGGGCUUUGUGGUUAUCAUCCUGAUGCGUGUUCUGAAGAGUGACCUUGCAAGGUAUAACCUGGAUGAGGAGGGAGCAGAUGAUAUGGACCAAGGAGACAAUGGAUGGAAAAUAAUACACACCGAUGUAUUCCGUUUUCCCCCUUACAGAAGCUUCCUGUGUGCUAUAUUGGGUGUUGGCUCCCAGUUUCUAGCACUAGGGACAGGUAUCAUAGUCAUGGUUCUUUUGGGUCUUUUUAAUGUACACAGACAUGGUGCUAUCAAUUCUGCAGCAAUCCUUCUCUAUGCACUUACCUGCUGUGUGUCUGGUUACAUUUCAAGUAAUUUCUACAGGCAGAUGGGUGGAGAUCGCUGGGUUUGGAACAUCGUACUCACUACUAGUCUCUUCUCAGCUCCAUUUUUCCUGACUUGGAGUGUGGUAAACUCCGUGCACUGGGCCAAUGGUUCAACUCAAGCUCUUCCAGCAACCACCAUCCUGCUUCUCCUGACAGUAUGGCUACUAGUUGGGUUUCCACUCACUGUGAUUGGUGGCAUCUUUGGAAAAAACAGAGCAGGGAAUUUUGAGGCUCCAUGUCGAACCAAGAACAUUGCCCGGGAAAUCCCUUCCCAACCGUGGUACAAAUCUGCACCAGUACACAUGGCCAUUGGUGGCUUCCUUCCUUUCAGUGCAAUUUCAGUGGAGCUAUAUUAUAUAUUUGCUACUAUCUGGGGACGUGAACAAUACACUCUGUACGGGAUCCUGUUCAUUGUCUUUGCAAUAUUGCUCAGUGUUGGUGCCUGUAUCUCUGUGGCUUUGACAUAUUUCCAACUCUCAGGAGAAGAUUAUCGUUGGUGGUGGAGAUCAAUAAUGAGCACCGGCUCCACAGGAGCUUUUAUCUUUCUCUACUCUGUCUUCUACUACUGGAGACGCUCUAACAUGUCAGGGGUUGUUCAGAGUGUUGAAUUCUUUGGGUAUUCAUUCCUCACUGCGUACGUUUUCUUCCUCAUGCUUGGAACAGUGAGCUUCACUGCAUCACUUCGAUUUAUACGCUACAUAUAUGUCAACCUCAAGAUGGACUAAGAGCGAGUCGGACUCCAUCUUUAUAUUUUAUAUUCUAAAUAAAUAUAUUAAAAAAAAAAAUGGACUUGGGAAAUGAAAGGGGAAAGUGAAACAUAAAACUGGGGCUGGAAGAAAAAUCACUUUUGUUGAUCAAAGAGGGUUAUUGCACUGGAGUCAAGCAAAAAAGCAAUCCGUUUAAAAGGAAAGAAAACUGUAUCUGAGAGAGAGAAAAUUAAAGAAUAACACUAGGAUAACCAGAAGAUCGGGAGAUGUUCCAGAAACCAGUGGAUUGGGAGCAAAGAUCGAAAACCACAUCAAUCAAAACAGACUUUUUCCCCUAUGUGUUACACACACAAAAAAAGUAUAUUAUGAUGUUUACUGAAACCAAUGCAAGAUUGUAUCAGGUGGCAUGGUUUGCUUCAUCCUGUUCUCUGAUAGCUAUCUAGCUGUUCUUACUUCUCUGCCCCUCAGAUUGCUACUUGGGACAAUUUUAUUUACAUCUCUUAACUCUCGGAUUGCUUCCAUUGAGUCUCCCUGUCCAUUGUUUGGGCUCUCUGUGUUUCUGCAGGUUAUAUUCAUUGAUGUCCAGCAAACUUUCUGUACCUAAGAAAGAUGUUAGAAAAUCCUUUUUAUCAAAACUGCGUCUUGGUUACUAUCUGACCUGCAGUGCGUCUCAGAUGGUUUCCUGGACUUUUCCUGGCUAGUACCGUAAUUUCUGUCAGACAAUCUCCUGCACUCUCUCUGGACUUUCUGUACAGAUAUAUUUAUAUCUUUUGAUUUUCUUUUUACAAAAAUAAAUAAUUAAGAAAA